Molecule: messenger RNA, 3293 nt
Organism: Cimex lectularius (bed bug)
Lineage: Eukaryota; Metazoa; Arthropoda; Insecta; Hemiptera; Cimicidae
Gene: nompB
Product: intraflagellar transport protein 88 homolog
Exons: 18
Coding region: 792-3242 (816 amino acids)
Biological process (GO): non-motile cilium assembly; intraciliary transport
Cellular component (GO): non-motile cilium; ciliary base; ciliary basal body
Molecular function (GO): kinesin binding
Source: RefSeq, a predicted model, not a curated record
AAAUAAGUUUCAACAUGACUGUAUGAAACAAAACUGAAAAUGGAUUGCUUAAAUUAUAUGGCAUUUAUAAAUUAUUGCAUUAUGUCCACUUGUUCCUUUGUGGACUUUAUCAAAUGCCCAAUGAGAUUACAGGGUUAUUUCCUGCUCCACGUAGAGCAUUUGAAUGAUCAGCAAGUACUGAUCGCUCCAAAUGGAAUUGUCUUGAGAUAGAUUGAAAUGGAUGAAUUUUUUUAAAGGAAUUAAUAGAUGAUGAUUUCCCUGAGUUAAUAGCUUUACAAAGAAAGGGGUUUAGAACCAUACAGGAACGCUUUCACGAAUGGGAUAAUGAUGAAUUCUUUAAUAGAUUCAGAAGGUUAAUGCAGCAAGCUUUGGAUUACAGAUGAUAAGAAAUACAAUAACUCCUCUUAUUACCAGUUAAGUGCUAUUAAUUUUUUUGUUGUCUUGAUGUUAUGUUUUCAGAAAUGAUGCUAUCUAUACCGAACUUAUGUUACACACUACACUCAGAUUCUAUGCAACAGGAUCAUGGCAGUUUGUGAUUUUAGAAAUCUGUGUGAAUCUAGAAGAAUGGCUGUUUGUGUGAAAUGUUCAAAAUUAAGUUUCCAAAGUACAUAGGUGCUAUUGAUCGCACUUGUGUUCGUUUACAAUAUCCAGGUGAUAAUGAAGUAGAACUUUUCACACAGUAAAGGAUUCUUUUCAUCAAACAUACAAACAGUUUGUGAGCAGAGAUAUUUGACCAUCAGCUUCAAAUACAAUAGAAACCAAUUUGUAAUUUCUGGUUAAAACACAAAAAAAUGGCCUUUCUUGGGAGGCUGCAUGCACCCACUCCGACAAAGGAUGAGGAUGAGCUUUACAGCGGCUACGACGAUUAUCAUCCUGCUUUCAAUACAAAAAAUAUAGAUCAGGACGAAUACUUGCAAGAUGCACUUAAAUCAUCCUACGGCAAGCGGACAAGACUGUACACAGGGUUUAAGACUCCAGGUACAGCUAUGCGACUUGGUACAUCAUCAGGGUAUCGAGAAAGCAGUCUUAGACCAGUCACUGGAAUGACUGAUCCAGUUAACCGACCAAUGACAGCUGUGAGAGGCGCCGGCUAUACUUCUCAGAGAAGUGAUAUGAUCAUCACUCCUAGACCUUCUGUAACACCUUUGACUGAAAGAGUCGAAGAAAGAAUUGAAGAUAAAAUAAGAAGAAUUGAAAAAUCAAUAACUGAACUAGUUGAUGAAUCUUGUAUCCUUGCGAGUAAAAAGGACUUUACCGGAGCACUCGAGAAGGCAAAAGAGGCGUCAGGAAAAGAAAAAAGCUUGAUAAGAGUUCAGGAACAAUCUGGCAUGGGUGACACACAUAACAUUGAUCUUACCUCUUUAGUUUUGUUCAACUUAGCUACACAAUACCAAAACAAUGAAAUGAACUCAGAAGCUAUAAAUACAUACACUGCUCUCACAUCAAACAGGAUGUUCCAAAAUUCAAACCAACUUAAAGUCAAUAUGGGCAACCUUUAUGUAAGGCUUGGCCAAAUACCCAAGGCGAUAAAGAUGUAUAGAAUGGCGCUUGAUCAAGUUCCCAAUACUUACAAAGACUUAAGGGUUAAAAUAAUGCAUAAUAUUGGGUUGUUAUUUGUCAAAAUGGGCCAGUACAAUGAAGCAUGCAGCAGCUUUGAAUAUAUAAUGCAAGAAAGGCCGAAUUUCAAAGCGGGUUUAUACACUGUAAUCUGUUAUUUUGCAAUGGGAGACAAGGAUAAAAUGAAAGAAAGCUUUUCCAAGUUGCUUGCCAUACCUCUCGACAUCGAUGAAGAACGAUAUGCUGCAAUGGAUGUUGAUCCAAGCCAAAAGCUAGUUUUUGAAGUUAUUCGGGAUGACAAUUUGAGAAGAUUGGAACGAGAGUUGAGAAACCAAGCUUACAAUAGCAUUUUAACAGCAGCAAAACUGAUUGCACCAGCCAUUGACAAUAAUUUUACAGCUGGUUACAAUUGGUGCAUGGAGGCGGUAAGAAAUUCUGCCCAUCCUAGCCUGGCGGGUGAUUUGGAGGUGAACAGAGCCCUCAUGUAUUUAAAGCAGCGUGACCUUCCUCCAGCGAUUGAAACGUUGAAAGGUUUGCAGAAAAGUACCGAGGCACGAUUAGCGACCACCGCUGCUACUAACCUCUCCUUCAUCUUUUAUCACCGGGGAGAAAUAGACGAGGCGGAGAAAUUUGCAGAGCUUGCUCGUCUUUCAGACAGUUAUAAUGCAGCGGCGUUUGUGAAUCUGGGAAAUUGUGCACUUGCGAAAGGAGAUUUUGAGAAGGCCAAAAAUUUUUAUUUAACAGCAAUUGAUAACGAUCCUACUUGCAUUGCAGCACUUUAUAAUCUUGGUUUGGUGCACAAAAGACUAGAGCAGUAUGAAGACGCUUUGGAUUAUUUUCUUAAACUUCAUGCGAUAAUGAGCAGCCACCCCCCAGUUCUCUAUCAACUCGCUCAUCUCCAUCAGCUCGUCGGAGACAUCGAUCAGGCCAUAGAAUGGUUUUUACAACUGCUCAGCAUAGUGCCAGCAGAUCCGAGUAUUUUGCAAAAGCUUGGGGAAAUUUAUGAUGAGGACAAUGAUAAGCAACAAGCAUACCAUUAUCAUUAUGAGGCUUUUCGGUAUUUGCCAUCGGAUCUCAGAGUUCUAGAUUGGCUUGGCGCUUAUUAUGUCACACAUCGAGUACCUGAGAAGGCAAUUCCUUUUUAUGAGAAGGCAGCAUUGAUGCAACCGUACGAGAGCAAAUGGCCGUUGUUAAUCGGUUCUUGUCACAGAAGAGCUGGAAACUAUCAAGCAGCCCUUAACACAUACAAAAACACUUUGACUAGGUUUCCAGAAAAUGUUGAAUGUCUAAAGUAUUUAGUCAGGCUUUGUAGCGAUCUCGGUCUGAAAGAAACGACAGAAUACGCCAUGGAGCUUAAAAGAGCAGAAAAAGCUAAAGAAAUCCGCGAGAGGAUCAGCAGCAGCAGGUCUGGUUCAAGGCGUAGUAGUGGAAGGUCUUCAAGCGGUAGGGGAGGAUUGAGCCCAGGAAACUUGGAUUCCCCUUUGCCACCGUCAAGAGGAGGGACAUCACACCAACAGCAGCAAAUGACACACCAGCAGCACAUUGAAGCGAGCUACAGUGAUCCAUUGGGACCAAUCCAAGAGAGGCCUAGAACUGGUAUGCUGCCUCCGAAGACACCAUGGGGGAAGAGCUUAGAGGAGGACUUCGCCGAUGAGGAAAUCACUCAAGACCUUCUUCCAGAAUAAUACUUUUGUAAUAAAAAAAUAUAUGACCGAUUAUUUAUUGAUUGACUGAAA